AUGGGGGUGCAUUACGCAAACGGAGAUGUCUUGGCUAAGAUUCUAACGUCAAAAAAUGACACGGAGAAGAAAUCCUCUUUCAGAAGAACCAGGGACAUCACAUCCAUAAAGUACGCCACAUGGACUACACCCCACAUGGACUACACGCCACAUGGACUAUACGCCACAUGGACAUCACACUACAAUCGUGCCACAUGGACUACAAUCGGGAUAACUAGCCAAUCGAUCGACAACAGUCAGUCGGGACAACAGUCAGUCGGGAGAGAGUGCGUUCUUGGUAGAGACUUGUAUGAAGCCUGUAAUAAUUUUGUUGAAGUCAGUAAAACGGUUGCACGGGAUCUAAUGACGUUCAACCUCACUUCUCUGGAUGAGAUUACAUGUGCUCAAGACCCUCUCGUGCCGCUAAUAAUCGUUUCAGCAUUAAUGAGUUACCAGGCAGAGAUCCAAAUGCUUCUAUUGGCCGUGAAUCCCGCAAUAGCAAGGAUUAUUGCCCGCAUUAAGGGGUCUCAAGAUGAUACCGUCAAAUGCUUCAUUGAAACCGUCUAUGCGAUGAUGAAAAAUCCUAUCCAUGUUGCCAAAUGUCUGUCUGCUCUCACUGAUCCCGAGCUAUUCAAUUAUGUCAAGACUAAAUUACGUCUCCCUACCAUUGAUGAUGGUCUUUGUGGACUAGCCAUAAUUAUGACUAACAGACUGCACUGGUUAUAUAAUGCGUUGGUCCUCGAACCUUUAGAAAUAUCAACAGGUAUAGACGAUCCGGAAUUUUACUGCUACGUUAAUCAAUAG
Messenger RNA from Gregarina niphandrodes, 783 nucleotides. RefSeq lists its product as hypothetical. The record is from RefSeq and is a predicted model, not a curated record. Bases 1 to 783 code for a protein of 260 amino acids. Lineage: Eukaryota; Apicomplexa; Conoidasida; Eugregarinorida; Gregarinidae. The transcript has 3 exons.